AUGGCCCCUCAUAUAGCAGACAUGACAGCAGAGGAACUCCCUGCCCCAUGGGUGUCCAGCCCUGUGGGAGAGGUCAAGUUAAUGCCAGAGCCAGGUCUGGAGGAGGGACUCAACAGCUGCAACCAAGAAGUAACACACGAUCACACAGACACGCCCACUGAGGAAUGUGCACCAAUCACUGACAGUUGCUGUCUCUUUCUGUGUCUGUGCAGGGAGGAGCCGUUCUGUAGGAUCUGUCAUGAAGGCAGGGCCUCAGGGGAGCUGCUGUCCCCAUGUCAGUGCUGUGGUAGCCUGGCCAUGGUGCACCAGGCCUGCCUGGAGCACUGGCUCACCGCCUCCAACAGCAGCCACUGUGAACUCUGCCACCACCCGUUUGCACUGGAGCGCCUGCCAAAGCCCCUCACUGAGUGGUUGUGUUCUCCAUCCAUGCAGCAGCAGAGGAGGACGCUGUGUGGCGACGCGGUGUGUUUCCUGUUCAUCACACCGCUGGCCAGCCUGUCAGGAUGGCUGUGUAUUCAGGGAGCCAUGGACCUCUACUACACCAACGGCAUGGAGGCCCUGGGGCUACUGGUCCUCACACUGGCCCUCUUCACCAUAUACGUCUUCUGGACCAUGGUAUCUGUGCGCUACCACAUGAAUUUGUUCCAGACGUGGAAGAAGACUGACCAGAGAGUGCGACUUCAGAUUCCCUUGCCGGCCUACAGCACACCUACCCAACAGACCCUGUCCAUAAACACCCUCUGCAAAGCCAGCAGCAAAGAGACUAUGGUGUAG
Messenger RNA from Anoplopoma fimbria (sablefish), 774 nucleotides. RefSeq lists its product as uncharacterized. The coding region runs from base 1 to 774 and encodes 257 amino acids. The record is from RefSeq and is a predicted model, not a curated record. Lineage: Eukaryota; Metazoa; Chordata; Actinopteri; Perciformes; Anoplopomatidae. The transcript has 4 exons. Gene Ontology annotation, biological process: protein ubiquitination. Gene Ontology annotation, molecular function: zinc ion binding; ubiquitin-protein transferase activity.